Messenger RNA from Bactrocera oleae (olive fruit fly), 788 nucleotides. It is a transcript of the gene UQCR-11L, whose product is annotated as Ubiquinol-cytochrome c reductase 11 kDa subunit-like. Gene Ontology annotation, biological process: mitochondrial electron transport, ubiquinol to cytochrome c. NCBI's taxonomy places the organism in Eukaryota, Metazoa, Arthropoda, Insecta, Diptera, Tephritidae. The record is from RefSeq and is a predicted model, not a curated record.
UCUUGAUCGUGUAACGUUCAGGUAAAGGUUAUCGUUUAUCGAGAAUUGAUAUUAAAAUUUUAAAAUUAAUCAGAGAUAUGUUGCAUCAUUAUUGAAUUACAUUGGAUUCAGGAGAUAAAUUUGUUAAUUCAUUUCGUAAUAAGAAUUAUAGUAAACUGAAUAUGGCUCUAUUUAGCUUCUUUCGCAGUGUGGUGUUUCCUACAGUUAAAGCCGAAGAUGAAGAAGCUGAAUUAGUUGAUCCUCAAACUGCCCUUCGGGAAAAGUGUCAAAAUAAUGGUAACAUACAAGCUUUGUAUAGCAAAUACCAAGAAUGCAAUGACAGAGUAAAUGGCAAAUCUAAAACAACCGAGACCUGUAUGGAAGAACUCUUUGAUUAUGUUACGGAGCUGGAUCAUUGCGCUGCUCAUAAUCUUUUUUCGAAGCUGAAAUAAUUGCAUAUUUAGAAUUUGUUUAUUAUUCAUGUAGAAUGGAUUGAGUAAACAUGGUUAAUAUAUAAUUAUAAUUGCUUAUUACAAAAAAAAACAAAGGUUUGUUUAUAAUACAAAUAAACGGUAAUUAAUUGAGCUAAAUUAUCAAUUUACGUAUGUAUAUACAGUAAGAGAAGUUUAUAGUUUGAUUCAAUUACUUACUCAGUUGUGAUUCUAUAUUAUAGGCAAAAACUUUAUUUGGCACAAAAAUUGCUUAUUAGUAACAACUAUUUUUUAAUGCCUGGCAGAUAGUGCAGGUUGAAUAGAACAGACAUAGAAAAAUGAAAACUGACAUAAUAAAUGUUUUAUUUAUUUAUUUGC